Thermothielavioides terrestris NRRL 8126 is the source of this 1578-nucleotide messenger RNA. RefSeq lists its product as uncharacterized. Bases 1 to 1578 code for a protein of 525 amino acids. NCBI's taxonomy places the organism in Eukaryota, Fungi, Ascomycota, Sordariomycetes, Sordariales, Chaetomiaceae. The record is from RefSeq and is a predicted model, not a curated record. Gene Ontology annotation, cellular component: plasma membrane. Gene Ontology annotation, biological process: transmembrane transport. Gene Ontology annotation, molecular function: transmembrane transporter activity. The transcript is spliced from 3 exons.
AUGGCCACCUACGGCGGCGGCGCCGCCAACUACUACAACCAACAACAGCCCCCUCCGCCACAGCAAGGCGGCCCCUUCUACUACUACAACAACAAUGGGCCGGCAAACGACGGCCAGCACGCGCCUCCCGCCUAUCCUCCUCCUCCUCCGCAAGCAGAACCCAAGGGACCGCCGCCGAGUUACGAUGAAGUGUUCGCCAUCCAGAAGCCGAAGUGGAACGAUGUGUGGGCCGGCCUCCUCUUCCUGGCCACCUGCGCCGGCUUCGUCGUAGUGUCGGCCAUCUCCAUCCAGGGCUACGCCGCGACGCGGCGCGAGAACUCGGGGGCGCUCAACGGCCAGCUCAACACCUUCGGCCUGACCACGCACACCAUCUACCUCUUCCUCUGGGUCCUCCUGACCGCCAUCGUGCUCAGCUACGCCUACAUGUGGCUCGCCCGCACGUUCACCAAGCAGUUCGUGUGGGUGACGGGCAUCCUCAACGUCGUCCUCGGCUUCGUGACGGCCAUCUACAUGCUCACGCGGCGCUACUACUCGGGCGGCGUCGUGUUCCUGGUCUUCUCCGUCUUCAUGGCCGUCUGCUUCCUCAGCUGGCGCCGCCGCAUCCCCUUCAGCGUGCUGAUGCUGCAGACCGCCAUGGACGUCGCCAACCGCUUCGGCCACGUCUACCUCGUCAGCGCCGUCGGCGGCCUGCUGGCCACCGCCUUCGCCGGAUGGUUCUCGGUCACGCUGGUCAGCGUCUACGUCAAGUACGAGCCGGGCGCGAACAACCCGGCCUGCCGCCAGGGGGCCGGCGGGUGCAGCACGGCCAAGGUGGCCGGCCUGAUCGCGUUCAUCACCUUCGCGGCGUACUGGAUCUCCGAGUGGCUCAAGAACACCAUCCACACGACCAUCUCCGGCGUGUACGGGUCGUGGUACUUCAACUCGCGCAACUACCCGACCAGGGUCACCCGCGGCGCGCUCAGGCGGUCGCUGACCUACAGCUUCGGCAGCAUCAGCCUGGGCAGCCUGGUGGUCGCCAUCAUCAACUUCCUGCGGCAGCUGGCGUCGGUGGCGCAGCAGCAGGCCGCGUCCGAGGGCGACAUUUUGGGCACCAUCCUCUACUGCAUCGUCGGGUGCCUGAUCUGGAUCCUCGACUGGGCCGUUCAGUUCCUCAACCGCUACGCAUUCUCGCACAUCGCCUUGUACGGAAAGGCGUACAUCCCGGCAGCCAAGGACACAUGGAGGAUGAUCAAAGACCGCGGCAUCGACGCGCUCAUCAACGAAUGCCUGAUCGGACCCGUGCUCGGGAUGGGCGCCACCUUCGUGGGCUACGCGUGCGCGCUGCUGGCAUACCUGUACAUGGUGUUCACGCGCCCGGCGUACAACGCCGCCGGCGGCUACACGCCCGUCGUGGUGGCCUUCGCGUUCCUCAUCGGCCUGCAGAUCUGCAACGUCUUCACGACCCCGAUCAGCAGCGGCAUCGACGCCAUCUUCGUCGCCGCCGCCUGGGACCCGGAGGUCAUGAUCCGCGACCACCCGGAUCUGUACCACCGCAUGGUGCAGGUCUAUCCGCAUGUCCAGCAGGCCAUCCACGCGUGA